Messenger RNA from Xyrauchen texanus (razorback sucker), 4042 nucleotides. Its product is annotated as leucine-rich repeat-containing protein 10B. The record is from RefSeq and is a predicted model, not a curated record. The coding region runs from base 1073 to 2320 and encodes 415 amino acids. NCBI's taxonomy places the organism in Eukaryota, Metazoa, Chordata, Actinopteri, Cypriniformes, Catostomidae. The transcript has a single exon. Gene Ontology annotation, molecular function: protein binding.
AGAACUUGGUAUUUUGGAACUUGACCCCCCCUCUCUCUCUCUCUCUCUCUCUCUCUCUCUCUCUCUCUCUCUCUCUCUCUCUCUCUCUCUCUCUCUCUCUCUCCCAGACCACGUGAUAAGAGUGUGCAACUCUAAUGUCCUGUUUCGGUUACUAGGGAGGAGAGACGGUCCAUGGCAACGAUUCACUCAAACUCCAACCGAGCACGAGAGAGAAACGCGAGACGAGGUUUGAUCGCACAACGGUGGAAAAAACGAGAUACGAGUCAAGAAACCGAACCGAACACUGCUGGAAACUUUAAACAGAUGUAUCUGAGGCUUUUCCCCGCCUGAUUGAGGACUGCGCGUUUCAUGCAAGCCGGAGUUAUGACAGUUUGACAUCAUCGGUUCGGUUCACAUUGCCGCCGGCCAGGUCACUGCGAGAGAGUAUGCGACCGGGAUUCACAGACCGCGCGGGCGGGACAAGCGCUUCGUGUGUCCGCAGAAAGACGCCCAACACCAGCGUUCACACAUUGGGACCACAGGCUGUUUCUGAAACGCUCCGGGAAAGUUUGUGACUGUGAUACGAGUCCCCAAAGGCUUUACAAAAAUAAUAUACUUAAAUUAUUAACUAUUAAGAGGGAAGCAAAUUAUAUUGGAAGCUAUUCAGACAACCAUUUUUUUUACUUCUAGUCUAGAUUACUAAGAAUUAAGAUUUAUUCCUGUAAUAAUUCUAACUAUUUCUACAAAUACUAUUACUUAUAUUACUAUUAUUAUUACAACCUGUUCCAAAGCUUGUAAUUUUUAAAAGAUAUUCUGAACCAUUUCAGUUGAAUUAAGCUAAAGUCUCACAAUGCCUCUUUGCUGGCAUCACCACCAUAUUUGCUGACAUUGGACCUUGUAUUGGAACUGAAAAGAAGCUGUCUCGUAGUCAGAGCACCAUGUGUUGCUAUACUGGCUCUGUUACAGCCGGGUCAAUCUUACAGAGUGAAACUGACACGGGGAGAGAAGGCCAACCCCACAGAACGCCUUACCGUCUGACCCCGUCCUGAAACACACACUCUUGGUGCAAGCGGCGGGCUAGGCGGUGGAGGGUAUGGGCAACUCGUCUCGAAAAGAGGGAGAAGAAGAAGGCGGCGAGGAAAAGGAAAACGAAAAGGGAGAUGAGGAGGAAGUAGCCGAGACAGAGGAGGAAGAAGAGGUGGUCGUUGAGGAUGAAGAGCUGCCGCUCGGAGUUGACGAACUCUUGGCAAGUGGAGACCCGGUGUUGGACUUGAGUUACUACAAGUUCCGCCGGCUUCCUCGUCAAGUCCUGGAUCUGCAUCAUCUGGAGAAGCUCUACCUAUGUGGAAACCGCCUUCGGGACGUCCCCAAACGUAUCGUGCAGCUGCAGGGAUUGCGUACCCUGGCACUCGAUUUCAACAAGCUUUGUGACCUCCCGUUGUCGGUGUGCAAGCUGACCAAUAUCACCUGUCUCUACCUGGGCAGCAACCGGUUGAUGGGUUUGCCUCCAGAAAUUAGUAACCUUCAUAGCUUACGCUGCCUUUGGGUUGAGAGCAACUACUUCCAUCGAUUCCCCAAGCAGUUAUAUGACCUUCCCCGUCUACGCUCAUUGCAAAUUGGGGACAACCGUCUACGCACCCUGCCUUCGGACUUAUGGCGCAUGGAGUCCCUGCGAGGACUCUGGCUCUACGGAAACCGCUUCCAGGAGUUUCCACGUGUUCUCCUCAAGAUGGAGCAACUUGAGAUCCUGGAUUUGGACCGUAAUCGGAUAUCAGAUUUCCCCAACUUGCAUCAUCUUCCGGCGCUGCAGCUCUUCUCCUACGACCACAACCCUGUCAAGGAGCCGCCACGUGUUGGGAAGGAGGUGUUUCUUGUUGGCGAAGGCGCUGAGGAGGUCCUGCAGACUAGAGAAAGAAGGAAAGAGGCGAAAGAGCGUGCGGAGAAGGAAGCGGAGGAGGCGGCAGCCGCGGCUGAAGCAGCGGCUAACCCCGUUAUUCACGGAAUACUCAAGAAACUUCGAAUGAGCUCCGCUCUUAACCUGGCAGCCGCCAAGGAGAAAGCAACAAACGGUGGAGUUCCAUCAUCAGCCACAGAGGGCGAUGAAGAUGAACCACAAAGUAAAGAUGAAGAGGUGGAUUCUGAGAGACAAGGUGUGGAGCUUGAUGAGGCAGAGCUUGAGUAUGAGGAUGAGGAUCUAGGGUAUGAAAGGGAGGAGCUAAUAUAUGAGGGGGAAGACUAUGAAGGGUACGGAGGGGCGGGAUUGGAGUAUGAAAGAGCGGAAAUGGACUAUGAAUAUGAAGGGGAGGAGCUGGAGGAAAAUGCGCAAGGGGGAGGAGCUUGAUAUUUGCACGCCUUCAAUGGAUUAUUACAGUUUACUGUUUAGCAAUCUGGACUGUUAGCGCAAAGGUUGCAGGUUCAACCCCAAGUUGAGAUGAACUGGAGAGUGGCACUUAAAAGAAUAGUUCACCCAGUUUUUUUGCACUAAAUUCAACACAAUGUGACAAGUUUUGCCUCUAAAUUUGGAUGCUAUGCAUUUGAACGACUGUUUAUUAGUAAUAUAACUUCUCAAAUACUCAUUAAGUCUGUAAGUUCUGAAAUGGCAUCACUCAAAUCCCACAAAUGAAAGAUGAAGUGUGUAAUUUCUACACCGCAAGCCACACCAAGUGAAAUUGCAAUCUGUUCGUUUGAGUGGGCCGACUGGGACAAUCUGUUUUUCCCAACGAUGGCAAACGAGGGAAAUGUUUGAAAAUCAUUUGAAACAGUAAAUAUUAUUGCAAUUUUUUGGGUGCCACUUGUGAGGUAGAAAUGAUAAAUUUCACCUUUAAAUUUUGAGUUUGCUACAAAAAUAUGCAGCAGUUUUUGCUUCACAGAAGCCAGUGUGGCUAUUAUUAGAAAGCACUUAUUGUUGGAUAGACCCGGCUGUGAUCCUCAAACACAGGGCUUUCUUCAGUAAUUGCGGGGUUUAACGAUUUAAGAAUUCUCAUUCUGAACAAUCAACUGUGAAGACCUGUGAAACUGCACAACUUUGAUGGAUCAAAACUUUGUUACUGUGUGCCGUGUACUUCUAUUUAAGAGCAGGGCUCUGACUUUUUUGUUUUUAAGCGUGUGUGUGUGUGUGUGUGUGUGUGUGUAACUCUACCCCUAAAUUGGGUGUACUGUUUAUCAGAAACUUGAUACUGCAAUUGCAUCCAUGUGUUUUGGUGAAACUAAAUAUUCUAUUAUUAAAUAAGCAAUGAGUUUGACAAACAUGUUUCAAUGAUUCAUGUCUUGUGAGAAGAUUUGAUACUGGCUUUGACAAAAGCUGAGCGAUAUAGCUAAAACAGUUACAUUUCAAUAUUUUCCAGCCUUUCGAGAAUAUUCAAUAUAAACUGUAACUUGAUAUUUAUGUAUUUGUAUUGAAAUGGUUUGAAGGGGGAUUUUGUUCAAUCCGAGGAACCAUCAUUUUAACCAGACAGUUAUUUUUGGUUAAAAUCAUGGUUCCUUGGAUUGAACAAAAUCACACUUUAAACCAUUUCAAUACAAAUACUGUACAUACACAGAGAGAUAUAAAUAUAUAUUUAAUAUGAAAUUAUUUAACUGUUAUGAACAACUAAAACCAUGUCCUCAUUUGUUCAUUCCUUCCUUCCAAUAUUAAAAUUCCAUUUAACUACUUUCUAAUUCCAGUGAAAUAUGCCAGCUCUCUUACACUAGUCAAGAAGUGUUUUCAUUGCCCUCUCCUUUUUCUUAUUCUUCCUUCAUCCAUCAUUGUGCUGUUUAAACUCUCUCUCCAUCUUCUGUCAGCUCUCAUCUCUCCCCGAAAGAGUCUCAAAUCCCAUCUGUUAAAAUAUUUACGUAACGUUACGAGCCUGUCAUUAAUGCUAGGAAGAAUCUGAAAUGAGCGAUUUGGCAAAACCUGUGACAGGAAGUGGAGAGAAGUGUGUCUCCGCCCCAAUGUCCAUGCCAGAGUCAACACAACCCAUUGAACGCAAACACACAUGCAAAUGUGCACGGCUCAGGUGUCUUUCAACUAGCCAAGUCUCAAUUUCCCAAAAUAUUCCUUUAUUCACAUCUGCAAACUCUUGAG